AGUGGUACUUACUGGGGACGGUAACACGGACUUCCUCAAUAGGGGAGUCAUCCUCCUCGUUCAAUUCAAGCUGACCCUCGACAUCAUCGUGAUGGGGCUUCUCGGAUUCGUACUCGUAUUUCUCGUGGGUAGCUUCUUCCUUAUCCAUGUUGGGAAUAGGGAGGUCCAGGGGAGAAGGUGUGAGGGAAAGGAAGGGGAAAUGGUGGUGGUGCGAGCGGACUUUGGUUCACGACAAAGAAGAAAGAAAAAAGAAAGAAAAGGGCGGCAGGGUGCUGGCGAUAGCGAGGUCUUUAUACACUUUGACCACAGAAAGUGGAAAGCUCUUGCGCGUGUAUCUAUUGUUUUGAUUGAUGGCAGGACUAGUGCCGGUGGCAUAUGCAUACAGUUGCAUGCAACAAACAACAAGCGAUAGAUAGAGUGCACAACGCCGUGGAUGUUCAGGCAGGUGCAGGCUGCAGUGUCCUGAAAAUCAUUGUUUCUCAAGGCCUGGGUGGUUCGAUUGAAGCGAGGACAAGUGUGGCCUAGCGAGGGGGUCAGCGAGGGCGCUUAGUCUAUGCGCUUUGAGGGACGAAAAAUACAGUUUCCAUGAUAUGUAGCAUGA
Molecule: messenger RNA, 601 nt
Organism: Gamsiella multidivaricata
Lineage: Eukaryota; Fungi; Mortierellomycota; Mortierellomycetes; Mortierellales; Mortierellaceae
Exons: 1
Coding region: 92-412 (106 amino acids)
Source: RefSeq, a predicted model, not a curated record